Messenger RNA from Cyphomyrmex costatus, 1854 nucleotides. It is a transcript of the gene dap, whose product is annotated as cyclin-dependent kinase inhibitor dacapo. Gene Ontology annotation, cellular component: nucleus. Gene Ontology annotation, molecular function: cyclin-dependent protein serine/threonine kinase inhibitor activity. The record is from RefSeq and is a predicted model, not a curated record. Lineage: Eukaryota; Metazoa; Arthropoda; Insecta; Hymenoptera; Formicidae. Gene Ontology annotation, biological process: regulation of cell cycle. Bases 411 to 1163 code for a protein of 250 amino acids. The transcript is spliced from 2 exons.
UAUUCGAAAUUCGGUGGGUCGCGCCACGGAUCGCGGCGUUGCCGGCGUUCCUACGUAGCCGCGAUUAUUUCAACAACGUCCCCACGACGACGGCGGCGGCGGCGGAGGCGGCGGCGGCGGCGGCGGGGACGCGGUUCCUGGAAGGAGUCAUCGUCAUCCACGGCCACGGCUAGAAGAAGCGCGCGAGCUCUUAUCUCGUAACGCGUGUCACCCUACUUCUCUCGACGACGUAUACACUACACACACACAGAGAGAGAGAGACAGACACCACAGGGUGCAGUGCAAGUGAGUGAGAGAAAGCAAGGCUACGAGAAGAAUAAGCUGUUGUUAUCUUCCGGACUUUUGUGCUACUCUCUACGUUGCCGGGCGAGCGUAUAGUGGAGGCAGGCGGCGAUAGACCGCGACGAAAUAUGAGCGCACGAGUGCUGAACCCGGCGAUGAUGACGGAAAUAAGCAGGAACCUGAGCAGCGGAGGUGGCGGUGGCGGCGGCGGUCGAGCGGUGCCGAACAGGGCCGCGCUCGCCCGCGUGCGACGCGAUCUCUUCGGACCGGUGGACCACGAGGCGGCUCGGGCGCUCGCCGAGCGCGAAUUGCGGGCGCAAUCGCAGCUCGAUGCCGAUCGAUGGGGAUUCAACUUCCAAGUGGGCGCGCCUCUUGAAUCGAAUUCGCGUUACGAGUGGGAACCGCUCACGGAGCACGACGUCGUGCCCGAGCCCUACGCCUUGCGGGGCAUGCCCUACCUGAGAAAACACGCGCCUGGGACCCCGCGGAAAUUGCGCUUCGACGACGCCUCCUCGUCGAUCGCAACGACCAUCACGACGGCACCGACUACGUCGUUGACAGCGAUCAUGACGAGCACGAGGAUCGUCGAACAAACGGAGACCGUCGUCACGCCGACGGCCGAGAGGACCCCACCGCAAGAGCCCCGGGUGCCCGAGAUCGGCGAAGCUACCACGACGCCCAGUCAACUUCUCAACCCGGACACCAAGAGGAAGAGGUGCGCGAUUGAGCCCACCACUCCCGUCCUACCUUCAGCCGCGAGGAAACAGUCCUCUAUCACUGACUAUAUGAAGAGUCGUAAGCGCAGCUUGAACGGCACCACAAAGAGCAUGAUAGAGCCGCCGGAGAAGAUUGCUCGCAACGCGGGUCAGAUACGCAGCUAAAAAUCUUCCAGCUUUCUUAUUCGAAUGUCGCCUUUUUCCAUCUCGUUUGUACGCAACGGGAGACAGUACCGGAAGUGGGAUACUGCAUUACCGUGUGGAAUAACGGAGAAAGAAGAGGGCAGGGACUCGGACAGGAGGCGCGAGGUCCGCGUUGGCUGUGCCAUUCAUAUAGUUUUAUCCGCCAUGAGCGCAGGCGAAAUGAAUGAAUAAAAUUAAAAAAAGAAAAAAAAAUAUGAAACGGGAAGUAACGCCGUUCUCCAUCACGUACAUCUUCGUCUGUCAUAUCGCUUUGUAAUACCGUGAGGAUUAUGAAAAUAAUAACAGCAAUUUAAAAAGGACCUGAGGCGAGAAAAAGAAUAAAAUAGAGAGUCAAAAACGAAGGUUGCUUGAUGGGGAAAGAGAGGGGAAAAGAGAAUGACUCUCGUCGCUAUUUUUUAUAAUAUGUGUCACAUCAUUUUCUGUAUUAGAAUAUAGAGUAAGUAAUACUAAGAAGAAUAUAAAAAUUAGAUUGUAGAUAGAGAGUAAUAUGAUUUGUGUCCAAAUUAAUUAAUGUAAUAUAUUCAUUGUUUGUUUUCGAAACGUUCGUAGAAAAAUGUUUAAACGAUGUCGUUACACAAACACGUUAUGAAAAGAGAGAGAGAGAGAGAGAGAGAGAGAGAGAGAGAGAGAGAGAGAGAGAGAAAGAGAGAAG